Molecule: messenger RNA, 3753 nt
Organism: Salvia splendens (bonfire salvia)
Lineage: Eukaryota; Viridiplantae; Streptophyta; Magnoliopsida; Lamiales; Lamiaceae
Exons: 1
Coding region: 1-3753 (1250 amino acids)
Source: RefSeq, a predicted model, not a curated record
AUGUCUACCAACGAACAGGCUGGUUCCCAGUGGGGAAUGCCCUCUGCUUUCAACCCACCAGAACCUGGGACGUCGAAACAACAAUCCGGUGUAGGUCGCAAGGAGAGUUUAGUUCUUAAUCGUAUACCGGAUAGCUCUGACGCACUCGAGUCGCCUGAAGUGCGACGUAAUCAGCCCAUUGAUCCUGUCAAUGCGAAACUUGAUCGAUUAUUGGUGGGUGUUUCACAUUUGGAAUCGCGUAUUGACGCUACUGAACGUCGCGUAGUCAAUCUCGACUCUACGCAUACACCUGAGCCUGAUCCGCAUUAUGAUAUUCAGGAGUAUGAUGACGGCGAUUUCGAUCACCAUCGGAGUAAUUUGUCAUUUCAUCGGGGCUCCAAACAUUAUUCCCACGCAGAGACAAUUCACAAUACUCGGUCAACAUAUCCUACUCGCCGGUUUCCAGAGAUUCCCUUACCCCGUCCACCACACGAUCCGGGGUACUCUGCCGGUCACCGUAUUCGUUCGGAUAGACCACCACGUCAGUUUCACAGUCAGUCCAAUCAGUUUCCUGAUUUUUCGGCAGAUCAAUUCCGCCCACGAAAUGUUUGGGAACCGCCCCAAAACCGCAAUAACUACUCCAGAACGUGGGAUAAUAAUCAUCCACGUAUGCAGUCCUGUUGGGAUCCCCCUCCGAACCGCCAUCAGUCUGGAUUUCAAAAUUCUGGAUUUCAGAAUUCGGAUUAUUUUCCUAGAGUGAAGAUGGAUCCUCCUCAUUUCGAUGGUUCUGAUGCUUCGAAUUGGAUUUCGCGGGUACAAUAUUAUUUCGAUCAUAUAAUGAUGCCGGAGGACCACAGAUUACACUACACUGUGAUGCUUUUUGAUCCACCAGUCGACGAUUGGAUAUUUAAUUAUCGUGCCAAUAAUCAUUUUGUCACUUGGCUGGAUUUUUUGGAAGAUGUUCGACAUAGGUUUGAUCCGCAAUGUUAUGAAAAUUAUAUUGGUCUUAUCUCCAAAUUAUGUCAAACGGACUCUGUGUCCGAAUAUCAAUUGGCUUUCGAAAAGAUGAUGAAUAGAAUUUCCGGCGUGCCGGAGUCUACACUCUUGCCUAUCUAUAUUACAGGAUUGAAACAACCAAUUCAAAGGCAGGUAAAGCUCCACCGUCCCUCUACUUUGGCAUCUGCUUUCGCGUUAUCUCAGGAAUUAUCGGCUACUCAUGCCGAAUCCAAUGCGCCAACAACGACUGGGUUUCACAAACGGCCAUGGGCUCAAAAGGAUUCCCGAGGACAAACGACUCGACCUCUACUUUCUUCAGACAAGAAUAUUACAACCACAAGUGCUGUGGGACAGCCGUCCUCUGCUCGCUCUCGUGAUUUUUCUAAGCUGCCGGUAGUGCGUGUUUCUAACGCCGAGAAGGCUGAGCGUUCAAGAAGGGGUCAGUGCUGGUAUUGUAAUGAUAAGUGGGCACCGGGUCAUGUGUGCAAUCAGACGUUUCUCGUUUAUAUGGGUAUUGAUGAAGAUGAGGAACAAGUUACUGACCAAGAUGAGGAUAUAGUGACAGCAGAUUUAUCUCACUUGCAAUCACGUGAUGGAAGAAAACGGGCAAAAUCUUUAACCAUUGUGGGCACUAUCGGAUCUCUUGAAGUCAGUAUCUUGAUAGAUACAGGAGCAUCUCACGAUUUUCUACAUCCCCGGGUUGCUGAGAAAUUACAGUUACCCUUGUCGCCUAUUACUCCGUUCCGGGUGUAUGUGGGAAGCGGUGAAUAUUUGCUAUGCACACAUGUUUCUAAAAAGACCACAGUGUUGAUGCAGGGGACUUCUUUCGUCUUGGAUUUACAUGUCCUUGCCGCUUAUGGUUCAGAUUUAAUCUUGGGUAUGGAAUGGUUGGAGUCAUUGGGUAAGGUUACACAUGAUUAUCCGGAGAGAACAAUGGAAUUUAUCAAAGAUGGCACUCCAGUUCUAUUGCGAGGAAUUACACCUAAUCCGCGCCCGGUUUCUAUUUGUAUGCUGUCCGCUAUGUUAUCUCGAACUACAGGCCAUGACCUAUAUGAGCUUGUGGCAGUAGACCCUUCUGACAGGGAUCUCAACGCUGAUCAGCCGCUGUCUCUUCCAACGGAUUUGCCUCCGACCAUCUUGGCAACCUUACAACAUCAUAUUCAGGUCUUCUCUACACCUUCAGGCAUGCCCCCGCGUCGGCUUUUUGACCACAAAAUUCAUCUCCAACCUAACUCCCGGCCGGUGAAUGUGCGACCAUAUCGGUAUCCAUAUUUUCAAAAGAAUGAAAUUGAACGACAAGUUCGUGAAAUGCUUGAUCAAGGCAUCAUACAGCGCAGUCAGAGUCCUUUUUCUUCACCGGUGCUGCUCAUCCGCAAGAAAGAUGGCUCUUUUAGGUUCUGUAUUGAUUAUCGUGCUCUUAACACGGCUACUGUACCUGAUCAUUUCCCAAUUCCCACCACUAAUGAGCUUUUUGAUGAGCUGGGGUCUGCGAAAUAUUUCACAAAACUUGAUUUGCGUUCAGGAUACCACCAAAUUAGGAUGCAAGAGGAGGAUGUCUUCAAGACAGCAUUUCGAACUCACGAUGGGCACUUUGAGUUCUUAGUCAUGCCUUUCGGGUUGACUAACGCUCCCUCCACAUUCCAAGCGGCUAUGAACACAAUUUUUCAGCCGUUGCUCAGAAAAUCAGUCAUUGUAUUUUUUGAUGACAUAUUGAUUUAUAGUGCAAGCUUGGAUCUUCAUGCUAGCCAUCUUGCCGAGGUAUUAUCUAUCUUGCAAGCUAAUCAGUUUUUUGUUAAGCUUUCCAAGUGUUCUUUUUGUAGCACCUCCGUCGAAUAUUUGGGGCAUAUCAUUACUGAUGGACAGCUUAAGGCAGAUUCUUGUAAAAUUGAUGCCAUGGUCGCGUGGCCCAUUCCCUCGACAAUUAAGCAGCUUAAGGGUUUCUUGGGUCUUACAGGAUACUAUAGGCGUUUUAUCGCCAACUAUGCACUUAUAGCAGCUCCUUUGACUGAUUUAUUGAAGAAAGACUCAUUUGUUUGGUCACCUGCAGCCGAGCAAAGCUUCUGUGAACUCAAAACAGCCAUGACUUCAGCUCCUGUUCUCCGUCUGCCGGACUUCUCUCGUCAGUUUUGUGUCGAAACUGAUGCUUGUGAUUUUGGAGUGGGUGCGGUUCUAUUGCAGGAUAAUCACCCGUUAGCUUUUUUCAGUAAAAAGCUUGGUCCUCGUCGCCGCGUAGCUUCUACUUACCACAAAGAAUUAUACGCAAUAGUGGAAGCUGUACAAAAAUGGAGGCAAUAUUUAUUAGGCCGAGAAUUCAUCAUCCGCACUGAUCAGAAAAGUCUGAAAGAAUUAUUGCAACAAGUGGUGCAAACACCGGAUCAACAUCUCUAUGUUCGCAAGCUAAUGGGGUAUAAGUUUGUCAUUGAAUACAAGAAGGGCAGCAAUAACAAAGUAGCUGAUGCUUUGUCCCGCCGAGAUGAACCUACGGAUAAUUCUUCUUCAGUCGAUGCUGCAUUGCUAGCAGCUGCGUCACAGCCGGUUCCAUCCAUUUUGGCAGAUUUGAAAUCUGACACAGCAGCUUCAGCCGAGCUCCAAGACUUGAUUCUUCAGAUUUCGGCCGGUCUCGCAUCCCCUCACUUCACUUUCGAUGGCGAGCUUGUUUAUUUCAAGCGUCGUAUUUUCGUUCCUGCAGAGUCUAACACUAAGCGUGUGUUGUUACAUGAACAUCAUAGUACCCCUUCUGCAGGUCAUCCGGGGUGGACCGCACGUUUAGACGCCUAG